Molecule: messenger RNA, 2487 nt
Organism: Daphnia pulicaria
Lineage: Eukaryota; Metazoa; Arthropoda; Branchiopoda; Diplostraca; Daphniidae
Product: DNA-directed primase/polymerase protein-like
Exons: 2
Coding region: 964-2322 (452 amino acids)
Biological process (GO): error-prone translesion synthesis; mitochondrial DNA replication; response to UV
Cellular component (GO): mitochondrial matrix; nucleus
Molecular function (GO): DNA-directed DNA polymerase activity; chromatin binding
Source: RefSeq, a predicted model, not a curated record
ACUGACCACUUUUGGCCAGACUCCUUUCUGGACCCACUGUGGCUACUCAAUGCUCAUAUGUUGUGAAUCUAAGCUUACAGCAUGUGUUCUACAGACGAGCUGCGUAUGCGUGGCCUUGAUGGCACUACACAAAAAAAUCCACCCUCUUCCUUUCGACUUUUGGAAGCUGCAGCUAGCGGGAAUCGAAUUUCAAGCAUAUGUCUCUUGUCUCUCUCUCUCGUUUGCGUUUGAGUACUAGAUGGCCGGCCAUUAACUCCUGGCCAGAGAACAGCAGCGUCUCUCGUGGUGUGCUCUAUUUCGUUUUAUUUUUUUUUUUCUAUCUCACUACGUCUUCUUGCUCAGCUUUUUGACCUCUCUCGGCUUAUCUGCGAUGUGUGUUGCGCUGAGCACUGUGUGGACAUGUAUGUACCCUUCUUUUGCAAUGGAGUUGACAGAGGAUAAACGGCAGUAUCGUUCUUGGAGGCGGAAGGGGGGUCUCAAAGGAGUUUCAACUAUUUUGAUAUCUUAAUAUCUUUGUUUUCUGUAUUUUAAUGGCGAUUUACAAUUAGGACUUGCGCAGCAGAGUUAGAUAGCCGUCGUUAUCAUUUCGACAAUUAUUCAUUAUUUCUCGCUAAAAAUAUCGGCAUUAUUAAUAUUACUAUUUGAUGUAAAUUGAUAUUUACUGAUAAGUGCAUAUUAUUAGUAUGUUAAUCAGUUAACCCAAUUUGCAUUUAAUAUCAUAAUAUGUGGUUUUAAUCUAAAAAAUUAGAAAGAUAAAAUUGACGAUAUUCAAAAUAUAAUGUAUUAAUGUUUCAGAUUUUAAAAAAUUUAAUAAAACUGCGUUGAGCAUCUAAAAAAACAACGCAAAAAAAGUUACAGAAAAUCGGAAAUCGAAAAAUAAUUCGUAUGGCAACAGUGGAAAUUGGCGCCAAAAGGAUCAGCUGAUUCAAGAUAGAAGUCAGAUCAGAUUUACGUAAACAAAAAAUGUCGACUAAUUUCCCAGUCAAUACUUUUUAUUCUAACAAAAAAUCAAAACGUCUUUUGGAAUUGGAAGUGAAAUUGGAGCAAGGGGUCUCUGAAUCGAAGAAAAGGCCUCUACCACCACUUCUGACAAGCUCUUUGCUAGGACAUCCUACAGACUGGAAAAUCUUUCGCAAACAAGCUGAAGCCCUAAAUUAUGUUAAACAACGUGGGUUAGGUCUGAUGACAUUUGCAUUUGAAGAGCAAAUUCAUGGUAAUGAAGGCAGGAGGAAAUUUGUAGUCACACAUCCUACAAAUAUGUGGAAGAAUCACAUAUGUAGACCACCUGAUAAGCGAUGUAGUUACGAAGUCAUUCCUAUGAAGACCCAUUGCAAGCUGUAUUUUGAUCUCGAAUUCAACAAACUUGCCAAUCCAGCAAGUGAUGGUGACAAAAUGGUUGAAACCCUAAUGACAGCCAGCUUCUGGGCUUUUGAAGAUAUUUACAAGCUUAAAGUUACGAAAGCUGAUGUGUUAGUGCUAGAUGCCAGCACUCCUGCCAAGUUCAGUCAGCACCUGAUAUAUCAAAUUUCUGACGGUGCCUUCCAAGACAACAUCCAUGUCGGUAAUUUUGUUAAGUAUUUGAUGAUGGAAGUGAAAGAGUGUCGAGUUCCAGAAAUCAGCGUGGAGGAUCAACAAAAACUAUUCGUGGAAAAUGGAAAAGAAGAAACUGAACCUGUCAGCUUUUGCGACCAGUCCGUAUACACGAAAAAUCGAAAUUUUCGUCUUUUUCUAGCGUCCAAAUUCGGAAAAAAGGUCCCUUUGAUUAUUGCAAAAACGAACAUGUACCUACCAAACCGCACUUUCUAUAACAACGAAGAUUGGCCAACUGUUGAUGCUGCCUUUUUUAACUCUUCCCUGAUCACUUACUUCGGCUCUUGCCAAAGCGAAAAGCGGCUUUUAACUUUUGACAGUAACAAAUGUAAAGAGGGGACAUCAUCAGACUCCAGUAAACGUAGGACGCCAUCGCCGGAAACUAAAGCUCCCUCUCUAAAUGGAUACAGCGCUUCUCCUUGGAUUGAAAUUGACCGAUUUAUCGCAGGACUUGUCGCUCCCGCUGGCAAUGUUCGUCAAUGGGUGUACUUUGAGAGUACAGAAACUAUUGUUUACCAUAUCCACGGGACCCGUUUCUGCUCUACUAUUGGUCGAGAACAUAAAAGGAACAAUAUCAAGUAUGUUGUGAACAUACCCAAUGCAACGUAUUUCCAGAGUUGUUUCGAUCACGAUUGUGGUGCCACGUCUCGUCCAUUACCGCAGCCAAUCCCUCCAGAACAUUUGCCUUGGACUAAUUUGCUGACAGAUUCCCCUUCGUUCGAUCCUGUUUAAAAACAAAAUGCCAUUUCUUUUGCUUUAAUUAUUACCAAAUGUUUCAAAUAUUUUAAUUUACAGUCUGUCUGUGAUGAUUGACAUGAACGUAUCAGUGGUUAUGUACGUUUACUUUGAGUUGCUGCUUUAUUAUGUUCAAUAAAGCAAUGCGGGAAUUAAUGAAAA